AUGUCUGGUACCAAAGACUCAUUAGCGCAUCGGCGCAAACGCGUGCGGUUCGAGGCAGACGCCAGCUCAGAUCCCUCAAUCUCGGAAGAGUCUGCACUUGCGUCCACCAGUGUCGCCGAUGAUUCCACAGUAACCAGCGAUUUCGGCUCUGACAGCGACAGUGAACUCUCGGAAUCGAGUGAGGAGCCGAGCUCGGACAGCUCGAGUGAGGACGAAGAUGACGAGGAUGCUGCGUCAGAUGCAGAGCUGCACGAGCAUAAAGGAAACAAUGGCGUCGUCAACCUACGCGCUGGCCAAGGGAAGAAGCCUACGAUGAAGCUGAACAAGGAAGAGCUGGGUCCAGACAUACGCGACUUUCUAAAGGACUUUCUGCCACAGCUCAAGGCUGCUAACGACGAGUUGGAGGCGCAGAGGAAGGCCGGCACGUUGAAGAGUAGGGAGAUCGAUAUGACAGACGCCGAAGAAGCCGACCAGUACAUUGAGAUGGACCUCGGACUAGGCGUACUCGAAGAAAAAGGCCCGAAUGCCGACGACGACUCUGCGAGCGACAGCGACGAAGAAAUGGGAGACGACGUCACGGAGAAGGAUGUGCUUGGAAAGCUCAUGGGCCGCCCGGGUACUAAGGAGGGCGUUGUGAUACAAGAGGUGCAGGAUGCGCAAAAGUCAUGA
Parastagonospora nodorum SN15 is the source of this 669-nucleotide messenger RNA. RefSeq lists its product as hypothetical. Gene Ontology annotation, biological process: box C/D snoRNP assembly. NCBI's taxonomy places the organism in Eukaryota, Fungi, Ascomycota, Dothideomycetes, Pleosporales, Phaeosphaeriaceae. The coding region runs from base 1 to 669 and encodes 222 amino acids. The transcript has 2 exons. The record is from RefSeq and is a predicted model, not a curated record.